AUGUCGAGUGAUGAUAAAAGCAAAUCUGGUGAACAAAAGACUGAGCCCAAGUGUGAACAAAAGUGUGAACAAAAGUGUGAGCCCAAAUGUCAGCCCAGUUGUUUAAAGAAGCUGUUGCAACUGUGCUCUGACAAGUGCCCACGCGACAAGUGUCCAUCACCAUGCACACCAAAGUGCCCUCCUCCAUGCCCCCCUCCAUGCCCCCCUCCAUGCCCCCCUCCAUGCCCCCCUCCAUGCCCUCCCCCCAAGCUCUGUGCCAAGCCCUGUCCUUCUAAAUGUCCCUCUCCUUGCCCACCCCCGGAGUGA
Molecule: messenger RNA, 306 nt
Organism: Loxodonta africana (African savanna elephant)
Lineage: Eukaryota; Metazoa; Chordata; Mammalia; Proboscidea; Elephantidae
Gene: LELP1
Product: late cornified envelope like proline rich 1
Exons: 1
Coding region: 1-306 (101 amino acids)
Source: RefSeq, a predicted model, not a curated record